This is a messenger RNA of Lindgomyces ingoldianus, 1503 nucleotides long. RefSeq names its product Zinc/iron permease. The record is from RefSeq and is a predicted model, not a curated record. Gene Ontology annotation, molecular function: zinc ion transmembrane transporter activity. Gene Ontology annotation, biological process: zinc ion transmembrane transport. The transcript has 4 exons. The coding region runs from base 1 to 1281 and encodes 426 amino acids. Gene Ontology annotation, cellular component: plasma membrane. Lineage: Eukaryota; Fungi; Ascomycota; Dothideomycetes; Pleosporales; Lindgomycetaceae.
AUGGCCGACGCCAUGGAAAAGCCCAAGUGUGGCAGUGAGCAAAGCGGCGACAACUACGACUUUCCGCUGCACGUUGCGGCAGUGUUCAUUGUCUUUCUCGCCAGUAUCGGAGGUUGUGGUUUCCCUGUUGUGGCAAAGAAGGUCAAGUGGAUGAACAUCCCGCCAAAGGUUUUCUUCUUCUGCAAACACUUUGGUACCGGUGUUCUCAUCGCUACGGCUUUCGUUCAUCUUCUCCCAACGGCUUUCGCAUCGCUCAAUGAUCCGUGUCUCCCAGAUCUUUUUACCGACAAGUACCCAGCCAUGCCCGGUGUCAUUAUGAUGGGAUCUCUCUUUGUACUUUUCUGUAUUGAGAUGUGGCUUAAUGCAAAGACCGGCGGACAUAGUCAUGGUAGUGCUACCGGCGACGAAUUUGGUGCCAACAGGAACAACGCUGGGGUUCAGGCAGCAUUCAACCACCCCCUCAGGCGCACAAAUAGCUACGAUUCACAAAUGACCAUGGCCAUGCGUGAUGAUAAGAAACAGUGGGUAGAGGCCACGUACCCACUUGACAAGGGAUUCCCCCUGAGUGACUCCAAGGACGGACUCGAGCCAAAAUCUGAGAUGCCACCGUGGUUCAUCGUCUUUUACGAGCAGUACGUCCGCCAGCGUGAUGAAAUGGUCAAUAUGAUCAACCGUGUCAUGCCGACUCUUCCCGGAUAUAACCAACAACAACAACCCUCUAAACCGGAUGUCAACCAGCAAAAGUCGUACUUCGAAGACGAUGUUGAGAACGGCACGGUCGAUCCCAUGGUUCUCAAGAAGCAGUCCAUGCAGAUCACGCUCAUUGAGGGUGGUAUCCUCUUCCACUCUGUCUUCGUCGGCAUGACGGUCUCUAUCACCUCCGAGGGAUUCAUCAUCCUGCUCAUUGCCAUUGUCUUCCACCAGAUGUUCGAGGGCCUCGGUCUCGGCUCCCGUAUUGCCGCCGUUCCAUACCCUAGGGGUAGCUGGAAGCCAUGGGCACUUGUCGUGGCCUUCGGUACAACAGCUCCUAUCGGCCAAGCUCUCGGCCUUGCUACUCGUGGCUCGUACGACCCUAACAGCGCCUUUGGUUUAAUCAUGGUCGGGGCAUUCAACGCAAUUUCCUCUGGUCUCCUACUCUAUGCCGCACUUGUUGAUUUGCUUGCCGAGGACUUCCUUUCCGAGGAAGCGAACCACACUUUGACCACCAGGGACAAAAUCAAAGCCUUCUGCUACCUUCUCAUGGGCGCAGCUGGUAUGUCCAUCGUGGGGGCUUUCGCUUAAAGAUGUCAUUCGCUUCCUCUGCUCUCAUUUUGAAAGGACAUCACUGAUGGUUACGUUUGCCAAGCUCGUAUCACAACCGUCACACCAGAUUCACGUCGGGUUCUUGAGAGGGAACAUUUACUCCAUCACGCCCCAGAAUGUUUUCCAGAUCACCGUCUGCCCGGACGAUGAAUUCUUGGCCGUCUUGGGUCGUCCUUUUUUUUUUUUAAUCUUUCAUUCAAG